AUGAACAAUCAAGAAAGUAUUGCUGAAGGCGAGCGUCUUAUUGUUCCUAAAAGAGUAGAAGUAGCCCCAAGAAAUCCUUUAAUCGAGACACUCUUCAUAAAAUUGAACCAGUCAAAGAAUGAAGUAUCACUUGAGGAAGUUGAUGUCGAAGAUGUUGAUGACACAUUAAUUAAAGACAAGUUGACAUGUGCUAAGUGCCAUAAGACGUUCAACUCGAGAUCAUCCCUGAUCAAGCACUUGAAGGUCAAACACCAUAUUGUAAUCGUUGGUGUCAAGCAUGGGCGUCCUGACCAAGGUGGAAGGCUUGCAUACUAUAUCCGCCAGCAGCAAAAGAAGGCCGAUAGAAAUUCUGUUUUGAAAGUCGACGAAAAAAAACUUAAGAAGCAAAUAAGGAAACAAAUCAGUUAUGAGGCGGUAAACGCCAAGAAGAGAGCUGAGUGGGCUAUGUUGGAGAGUAAGGACCUUCUUGAAAACCUUAAGGUUUUAUGGGAUACGUCUGAUGGUGUAUGGAGACCAGAUUUUGCCUAUGUACAAUAUAUUGAAGAUGUCUCUCCCAUUUACCAAUAUCUCAUCACCAAACUAUGUUUGGAAGAUUCAUAUGUAUGA
This is a messenger RNA of Mucor mucedo, 606 nucleotides long. RefSeq lists its product as uncharacterized. The coding region runs from base 1 to 606 and encodes 201 amino acids. The record is from RefSeq and is a predicted model, not a curated record. Lineage: Eukaryota; Fungi; Mucoromycota; Mucoromycetes; Mucorales; Mucoraceae. The transcript has a single exon.